AUGAAACGAAGAGAACAUAGCUGGAUGUAUAAAAGGACGAUUGGGCAAAGUAUUAACCCAGAUUUCGUGAAAGGAGUUGAUGAAUUCAUUCAGUACGUCAGAGAUCAUCCCGAGAGAAGUAAUCCGAAUGAGGUUAGGUGUCCAUGUGUUAAAUGUAAGAACAAACGCCUUUGGAAUGCGGAUACGGUUAAAAUUCAUCUGUAUGACAAGGGUUUUGUACCUAACUACUAUGUGUGGAUGUGUCAAGGGGAGGGGUAUCCGGGAGUUCCCGAAUGGCGGUCCAAUGAAUAUCAUGACAUGGUUUUGGAUGCUUUUGGUCAUAGUCAAGAUCAGGGGCAUUCCGAGGAGGCUAGUGUUUCAUCAGAGAAGGAGCCUAAUGCAACUGCUAAGCAUUUUCUGGAUUUGUUGAAGGCUUCUGAAAGAUGUGUUGAUGGGUUUGCUUCUUUGCUAAGUGAGGCGAUUCCGAACAACAAUCAUAUGGCCGACACUUUCUACGAGGUGAAGAAGAUUGUGAAGGGGUUGGAACUGUCCCAUCAAAAAGAUUCAUGCGUGCCCGAAAGGGUGUUGCAAAGACUGUUUGCAACGAAGAACAUUUCGGAGGAAAUGACAUGGAAUUCGAAAAAUCCUAGAGUUCAAGGCACAAUGGCACACCCUAGUGACAGCGCAGCUUGGAAGCACCUCGAUUGUUGGUUUCCAGAGUUUGCUUCUGAGCCUCGUAAUGUGAGACUUGGCUUGUGUACAGAUGGUUUUGCUCCUCAUGAGGAGUUGAAACUGUUGUGGGAAGUCGGCGCGGCUACUUAUGAUAUUUCGAAGAAACAGAAUUUCAAUCUUCGAGCAGCCAUCCUAUGGACCGUUAGUGUCUUCCCGGCUUAUGGCAUGUUGUCUGGUUGGGCCACGGCUGGUAAGAAAGCUUGUCCACAUUGCAUGGAGAAGACCAAAGCAUUUUGGCUUGAACAUGGGGGUAAAGUUUCUUGGUUUGAUUGCCACCGGCAAUUCCUGCCGACAGAUCACCCUUUUCGGAACAGUAAAACAGCAUUCUGUAAAAACAAAGUAGAGAAAGGAGCCCCUCCACACAUCAUGUCAGGAGAGGAGCUGUGGGAAUGUGUUAAGGACCUUCCGAAGGCUACAGAUGGACCCGAUUCAAUUAAAAGGCUGAAAAAUGAAAAGAAGGGGUGGUUUAAGCAAAGCACCUUGUGGGAGCUCCCAUAUUGGAAGCAUCUCCUCAUUUAUCACAACUUAGAUGUCAUGCACAUCGGGAAGAACUUCUUUGAUCUGUUAAUUCACAUUGUAAUGGAUGUGAAAAAGCUUACGUGUGACACGCCUUCAGCUCGGAAUGACAUUGCUAAAUAUUGUAAACGUCCCCAGCUUCAUCUUCAAGAGGAUGAUAGAGGAAAAGAGGUAAUGCCAAAGGCUCCAUUCGCUCUUGACAAGGCUCAGAGAAAAGUUUUGUGUGAGUAG
Chenopodium quinoa (quinoa) is the source of this 1458-nucleotide messenger RNA. RefSeq lists its product as uncharacterized. The record is from RefSeq and is a predicted model, not a curated record. The coding region runs from base 1 to 1458 and encodes 485 amino acids. The transcript has 4 exons. Lineage: Eukaryota; Viridiplantae; Streptophyta; Magnoliopsida; Caryophyllales; Amaranthaceae.